Molecule: messenger RNA, 2514 nt
Organism: Pomacea canaliculata
Lineage: Eukaryota; Metazoa; Mollusca; Gastropoda; Architaenioglossa; Ampullariidae
Exons: 9
Coding region: 9-452 (147 amino acids)
Source: RefSeq, a predicted model, not a curated record
AAUUCGGCAUGUUGCUGUUACAAUUGGCGCAUUCAAUGCAUGGCAAUAAAAAGGAGAGGAAAACGGAAGGAAUAGGUAAUUCCGGCAUGUUGCUGUUACAAUUGGCGCAUUCAAUGCAUGGCAAUAAAAGGGAGAGGAAAACGGAAGGGAGAGGUAAUUCCGGCAUGUUGCUGUUACAAUUGGCGCAUAUAAUGCAUGGUAGAAAAUUGAGAUGCAGGGAAUCGGAAUCAGAGAGAGAUGGCAAUAAAAAGGAGAGGAAAACGGAAGGAAUAGGUAAUUCCGGCAUGUUGCUGUUACAAUUGGCGCAUUCAAUGCAUGGCAAUAAAAAGGAGAGGAAAACGGAAGGAAUAGGUAAUUCCGGCAUGUUGCUGUUACAAUUGGCGCAUUCAAUGCAUGGUAGAAAAUUGAGAUGCAGGGAAUCGGAAUCAGAGAGAGCAUUGCAGAUGACUUAGAAGGUCCGGUUCUAACUGGAUCUCCUAAUAAAAGCAACUACUUUUAGCCAAUGGCAUACGUACACCAUGACCGUCGCCGCCAUUUUCAAAGUUUUGUUUCAGAGACAGAAGCCGCCCAGAAAUUUAAGAGGUAAUUAAGUGUUGUUCUCCAGGAUAAAUUGUAAGCAGCAUUCGACUGUUCGACAGUACAGUACGCUUAUCUAACUUAUACAAUACUCUAAACUCCAAAGGAAAAAUACUACUUACUUAUUAAUUCCAACAAUGUCCAAAUGCAAUGCAGAAUACCACGCUCAGAGGAGAAGAAUUUGAUCACAAGUUAAGAAAUACAUUGCAUGUACAACAAAUGGUGACCAAUUAUGAUGAAGAAGAAUCAAUGAUACUCAAAAAAAAGAGAGAAAAAUCUACUUUCUACCCCCCAUCUCUUUCGGGUUUAAACCGGAGCCACUCUUUGAUGAUUUGUCAAAACAAAACAGAGUUGGUUGUUCAAGUUAUAUAAAUAAAUAUAAAUAAACUGAUUGUGAUAGCUGUUUGUUUAAAAAUACAAACUUAAUCUAAUACAUACUCAGAUGUGCAUCACUUUUACAGUAGUAAAUAUGAACACCACAGGAAGAAUUCCAGUGGUUGUGACUGCGAUCUCCACUGUGUAAUUAUGAUAUCUAUUCAUCUUUUAGAUAUAUAAUUAAUAUUCAUUUUUUGUUGUACAAUCCAAAUGAAGAUAUAUAGCCUUUUAUAUUUUGGUAAUGAUAAAACAUGGUGAAUGUUUGACUAACCUGGCACCUAGAAUCUCAAAGUCUCCUCUCCAACCUGCAGUGUGGCUUCAGAAAACGCCGCAGCACCCUGGGCCAUUUGGUCCGUUUUGAAACCUUUGUCAGGGAAGCUUUUGUCGGCAAACAACAUGUUCUAGGGGUGUUUUUUGAGAGAGGGCAUACGACACUACCUGGAAGCAGGGUAUUCUGUUACACCUCCAUGCCUUGGGCUUCCGGGGUCGUAUGCCACUCUUCAUCGAGAAUUUUCUUUCACACCGUCUCUUCCAAGUCAGAGUAGGGUCUAUACUGUCUGAUCCUCAGGAACAGGAAAUGGGCGACACUCAGAGCAGCAUUCUUUCUCCAACUCUUUUCAACAUCAAAAUCGACUCAAUCUUGAAAUCAGUCUUUCCAGGUUUAGAGGCCUCUUUGUAUGUAGAUGACUUUGCUAUCUGCAUACGAGGCCGCUCCCUACCAUGCCUCGAAUGCCUGCAGUGCAGCCACCUCCGGUGCCGGAACCUGCAGUGCAAGCACCAGCCUACUUAAUUCUUACUUUUAUUUAUAAGAGGAGAUGCGAACUGAGUCUUGUUCAUUUUCCAUGAGGUACACAGCCAUUUGUCUCUCACCUGCUGGAAAAAGUGAAGAUUUGAUGUUUCAGUGCAAACGGUUUGGUUAAUUCUUCCUUCUAAAAUCCAUUUGCUUUAAGAUCUCGUAUAGUUUCAUAUUUCAUUCCCUUGAAACCUAUCAUUGUUUUUAUUUCCAGUUGCAAGUAUGCGAGCAUGGUUGUGCAUGCAUGUGCACAUUUGAGAUGAACUUUAGUCCCACUCGUUAAAUGCCAUAUCAUUUUGAGCAACACUUUCUUCUUUAUGGUGUCAUCCAUCCCUCCAUUAUAAGAGAAACAACUUUGAUAGGUGUUUGCUUGUAUGUGCUCCAGAAGCUGCCAUUUCAAGUAUUACAAGCCAGAUGUGGUAUCUUUAAUGGAAGUUUGGUGGUAAAGAUGUUGUGCACAAAAAGAUUUAAUUUGUGACCAAGCCCUUUAUUUGAAAUAUGGGAAACUUGCCACACCAGGUGUGUUUCUCAUUUUUGUGCCACACCUAACAAGUAUCCAUUGAAGCGCUAAUAUUUAUUGCACACCUUUCCUUGUGGAAUUUAUCUGCUUAUCACAGACCUUUCCAAUGGUGAUGCACCUCAGUCUGGAGUAACAUAUUCUGAGGGAAAAAAAAGUGAAUGGUUGUGUGAAUAAAUGCAUGAAUGAUGCUGAUGUAAUAAAUAAUGUUAACAAUGUUUAACUUUUGUGAAAUAAAUCCUACAAAGCAAAA